Sporothrix brasiliensis 5110 is the source of this 276-nucleotide messenger RNA. RefSeq lists its product as uncharacterized. The coding region runs from base 1 to 276 and encodes 91 amino acids. The transcript has 2 exons. NCBI's taxonomy places the organism in Eukaryota, Fungi, Ascomycota, Sordariomycetes, Ophiostomatales, Ophiostomataceae. The record is from RefSeq and is a predicted model, not a curated record.
AUGUCCAAGGAGAUCGUGCCACAAGUUCUGUCAAUACGCGAUGUUGACGUCAACGCCAGUUCCGCUGUGCCUGAACCACCACAGGUGGCUCGCCAAUCCUUCGAGGGGCGGUCCCGUGGUGCCGGUAUAGAGCUGCGGGAUGAUCCCGAGGCACGCGUUGCUUUCCUCGAAACCUUUACUGCUGAAGAGGAGAGGUCAAUCAUGCGCAAAGUUGAUUAUCGUUUUUGCGUUUUGAUUGGCAUGAUGUACAUGAUCAAAUCUCGGAUGAAAUAUUAA